This is a messenger RNA of Ilex paraguariensis (yerba mate), 585 nucleotides long. The record is from the annotation of a GenBank genome assembly. NCBI's taxonomy places the organism in Eukaryota, Viridiplantae, Streptophyta, Magnoliopsida, Aquifoliales, Aquifoliaceae.
AUGAGUGAUUCAUGCCGCUGGCUGCCCACCUCUUUCGAGCUCAAGUCAAGCAAAGGGCCUCUCCGCCGCUUGUCAAAAUGGGACGUUUUGCGUUCUUUUGAUCUGUCGGCGGCAACGGAUUGUUUUCCGCUAGGCGGUCUUGAGUUCGCGAAGAAAUUCCGAAUUCACGGUCGUGAGCUAUCCCCGAUUAGUGUCAAAAUGAUACGAUCGGCGAGGCAUGCGAUUGCAUGGAUGCCGGUGUUUCGAAAUCUUAGACUGACGUCUCUGCAGCUCUCUAUGAGAGUUCGUGAAGCUGGUUUUCGUAGAUAUUCUGCAAAACCAGAGCACGUGAGUCCUCAUUAUAAUAGACACUGGUAUCGCCACAUCCUUGUGGCGUUCUCUCCCGGUGGUAUCUUACCACUCCCAUUUCAGGUUUGGUUAGGGUUCCCAGAUGGAAUAUUAAUCACUUGUUAUCAUAUGGGUAUGGUGCGAGACAUGCUUGUGUCUUCGUGUUCUCCGGAUUGGGGUCAUGUGGAGCGCUUUGCCACUGAUCUCGAUUUGAAGCUCGAUGAGGACCCUUACCUUUAUGUUAGGGGGGCUUGCUGA